This is a messenger RNA of Quercus robur (English oak), 1897 nucleotides long. RefSeq names its product RNA-binding protein 208-like. Bases 303 to 1610 code for a protein of 435 amino acids. The record is from RefSeq and is a predicted model, not a curated record. Lineage: Eukaryota; Viridiplantae; Streptophyta; Magnoliopsida; Fagales; Fagaceae. The transcript has 12 exons. Gene Ontology annotation, molecular function: mRNA binding.
ACACGCUGAACCUUGAAACAAACAAACCCGCACGUUAAAUUAAAGAGAAAUCCAAAUUCUGAUCCCAGGUUGUCUUAAUUUCAUUUAUUUUGUCCAAUCGUUCUCAAUUUCAGACAUUUAUUUAAAAUCUUUUCCAACGAAUCCUAAAUUUUUCCAUCCAAUACUUUCCUGCGUUUUCUUAGGAACCGAACAGAUUUUUAUCAACGACCACCACCUUUUGCCAAAUCGUGAUCUAUCUAUAAACUAUUUCUUUCCCCAAAAUACACAGGAAAUCACAGAGAGAGAGAGAGAGAGUGUAGAACAUGCAACAAAGGUUGAAACUUCAGCAACAACAACAAGAAGCCCUAAUGCAACAAGCCCUUCUUCAACAGCCUCACAUGUACCACCCUGGUGUCCUCGCUGCUGCCAUGUCUCAGAUGGAGCCUAUCCCAAGUGGGAAUCUGCCUCCUGGCUUUGACUCGACUACAUGCCGCAGUGUCUAUGUAGGAAAUAUUCAUGUAAAUGUCACCGAGAAGCUUCUUGGUGAAGUUUUCCAGACUGCUGGGCCUCUUGCUGGAUGCAAGCUCAUCAGAAAGGAUAAGUCAUCAUAUGGUUUCGUGGACUACCAUGACCGGACAUCUGCAGCCCUUGCAAUAAUGAAUUUGCAUGGGCGCCAACUUUAUGGUCAGGCACUUAAGGUGAAUUGGGCAUAUACCAAUAACCAGAGGGAGGAUACUUCAGGACACUUCAAUAUAUUUGUUGGUGAUUUGAGUCCAGAGGUUACUGAUGCAACGUUAUUUGCGUGCUUCUCAGUAUAUCCUAGUUGUUCUGAUGCAAGGGUCAUGUGGGAUCACAAAACUGGCCGCUCAAAAGGAUAUGGAUUUGUUGCUUUCCGUAAUCAGCAGGAUGCACAGAGUGCCAUCAAUGACUUGACUGGUAAAUGGCUUGGAAAUAGGCAAAUAAGAUGCAACUGGGCGACCAAAGGUUCUACUUCUAGUGAAGACAGGCAAAUCAAUGAGAAUCAAAAUGCAGUUGUACUUACAAAUGGGUCUUCAGAUGGAAGCCAGGAGAAUAUCAAUGAGGAGGCUCCUGAAAACAAUCCAGCAUACACUACUGUCUAUGUUGGCAACCUUUCCCAUGAGGUAACUCAAGCUGAACUCCAUUGUCAGUUUCAUGCUCUUGGAGCUGGGGUUAUAGAGGAGGUGCGUGUCCAGAGGGAUAAAGGAUUUGGAUUUGUUAGAUACAACACUCAUGAAGAAGCAGCCUCGGCCAUUCAAAUGGCUAAUGGGAGGAUAAUUCGUGGCAAACCCUUAAAGUGCUCGUGGGGUAGCAAGCCAACUCCUCCUGGGACAGCUUCAAAUCCAUUACCUCUUCCAACUCAACCAUAUCAGAUACUUCCAACUGCUAGUAUGAACCAAGGCUAUUCUCCAGCUGAGUUGUUGGCUUAUCAGCGCCAACUUGCUUUAAGUCAGGCUGCUGCAUCUGGCCUCUCAGGUCAAGCUCUCGUGCAGAUGACUGGACAGCAUGGGCUGGCUGCAGGAUCCAUGGGAUUGAGCUCUGGGGGAUCCCAAACAAUUUAUGAUGGAUAUCCUAACAAUUCGUCCGGCCAACAGCUCAUGUACUAUCGUUAGUGGUGUUUUCAGCUGAAUUCUUCCCCUCUUUUGGGUAGUAUUUAUAGUAAAUCGUUUUUCUCUUGGUUUUUGUCAGUAUACUAUGGGCUUUCUGCUUGAGAUGUGAAUCAUUCUUCAAUAACUUUAAAUUUUUGAUACCUUAUGUUGUAUCCUGUAAGAUAUGUUCUGUUUGGCUUUGUAACAGGGUCUUCUUUUGGAUUUUGUUUCCUCAUUCAUGUCAAUUGCACGUGGAUUGCUGUAACUUUUCAUGUUAACAACAUUUAUCACAUUUUCCCCAGUUCCUUGAA